AUAGUAGUCUAUCUUAUCUUACAUUUCACCAAUGUUUAAGAUUAUUUUCAAUAUUUUGCUAUUGUAAAUAAUAUUAAUCCUUCUUGCACAUAAAUAUUUUAACUCUGACUUUCUUAACAGAAAUUAAGGCAGGACUGGGGUUUCUAGCUACAAAAGUAGUGACAUCUCUAAGGCACUUGACACAUUUUUCUCAAAUCACUCUCUGGAAACCCACUGGUGGGCACAGCCAUUAGCAGAGGUCAGCAACAGCUUUCUACACCUUUUCUGAGAACGCAUGCUAGCUUCAAAACAGCCUUGUCUAUUUAAUAGAGAAAGAGGGUGUCUCAUGGCUUUAUUCCUUUCCUUUUAUUACUGUUGAGGUUGGACGUAUUUUCUCAUGGCGAUUGACCCAUAAUCUCAAGAAAAUAGCAUAUUUUCAUAGCAAUUUGUUUCAUUUAAACCAGCUAUGACACUUCACAAUUAACUUCAUUGCAUUGACUGCUUUAUGUGGUACUAUUUCUCAGCCUUGUAAUAUCUAUUCAGGAACUUUUUAAAAAAGAAGUUCAGUGUUUAUUAUGAUAAUAAAGAACACGGGCUGCUGCUGAGACUAUGUUCUUGUGUAAACCAGAAGUUACUUCACCUCCCUAAGCUCUAGUUUUCUUGACUUUAAGACAGGACUGAUAAUCUCCAACAUGAUUCUCACAAUCAUGAGAGAGCAAUUAUUAAAGCUUUCAAGAAAAUGUAGCUACUAUUGAAAAAUGAGAACUGUUUCUCUCCUAAUUACCCAAUAGGAUAUCAAGGUGUGAUAGCAUAUCUCUUAGAAGCCAGAACUUCUCAAGUCCCAACAAAUUGCAUGUUUCACUUCACUUUAUUACUUAAACUUUUUCUGACUAGAAGAGCAGCACAGACAGUGGGGCUUUUUUAUGGGGUGGGGAAGGUGGCUGGGAGAUUGCUUGGGUUCCGAGCCCAAGAGUUGCCUCAGUCUUGCGGAACACUACAGGGCUUACAGGUGCUUAGUAUUUUAGGAAGUUGCCCCAGAACUCAUAGGAUAAAUCCUCUCCAACUUCCCCCAUGGGGUGAAAGGAAGACCACUCCUAAGCUUGUGUGAUCAUUCUAAGGUCAUUACAAGAAUUUGACUUUCCUUUUAACGUCAUGCUUGUGUGUUCACCUGUCUGUCCAGGGAUUUAUAAGUAUAAAUGCCUAGAAGUCCAUUCUUUGGCCUAAUGGAUUUUUGAGACUAUAAAUAUUUUGUUUUACAUUUUAGAUGAUAUCUGCUCUUCCACGCUGAGGAUGUGACUGUGAUAUACAGGGUGGAGCAAAAGUAGGUUCACAGCUGUGAGUGCACGAAACAGUUCGUUCUUACAUUGCUAUUUAUCAGUUAUUGCACUGUUGUCCAUUCAAACAGCUGGAAGCCCACUUCCGCCUCACUCUACACGAGCAGUGCAGCCACACUGACCAGGCUGACAGACAUCACUCUGAACUGCUUUCUCAUUCGAAUUCUUGUAUUUUUCCAGCUGACAGCAGAGGGUAGGUGCUGAUUCCACCCACAGCUGCCACUGAAAAGCAAGGUUCAGAAAUGUCAGAUAUCCUCCGGGAGCUGCUCCACGUCUCUGAGAAAGCUGCCAACAUUGCCCGGGCAUGCAGGCAGCAGGAAGCUCUCUUCCAGCUGCUGAUAGAAGAAAAGAAAGAAGGAGAAAAGAACAAGAAGUUCACAGUUGAUUUCAAGACCCUGGCUGAUGUACUGGUACAGGAAGUUAUAAAACAGAAUAUGGAGAACAAGUUUCCAGGCUUGGGAAAAAAAAUUUUUGGAGAAGAAUCCAAUGAGUUUACUAAUGAUUUGGGAGAAAAGAUUAUCUUGAGACUGUGUUCAACAGAGGAAGAAACAGUAGAGCUUCUUAGCAAGGUCCUAAAUGGGAACAAGUCGGCAUCUGAAGCAUUAGCCAAGGUUGUUCAUCAGGAUGUGGCCCUCACUGACCCAACUCUGGAUGCAAUAGAGAUCACCAUUCCACAGGACACUUUGGGAAUUUGGGUGGAUCCCAUAGAUUCAACUUACCAAUAUAUAAAGGGUUCUGCUGACACUGAAUCCAACCAUGGAAUCUUCCCCAGUGGCCUUCAGUGUGUCACCAUUCUAAUUGGUGUCUACGACAUACACACAGGGGUGCCCCUGAUGGGAGUCAUCAACCAACCUUUCGUAUCACGCGACCUAAACACCCUCAGGUGGAAAGGACAGUGCUACUGGGGCCUCUCUUACAUGGGAACCAACAUCCAUUCACAUCCGCCUCCCAUCUCUCAAAGAAACGGUGAACCUCGCCGGCAGCUGACUGAAAACACCAGCUCUGAGGCUGAAUUCUCUCACCAUUUUUCAGCUGUCAUUAGUACAAGUGAAAAGGCGGCCAUCAAAGCUGCAUUGUCUCGUGUAUGUGGAGACCACAUAUUCCGGGCAGCUGGGGCUGGUUAUAAGAGCCUGUGUGUUGUCCAAGGCCUUGUGGACUUUUAUAUCUUUUCAGAAGAUACCACGUUCAAGUGGGACUCUUGUGCUGCUCAUGCCAUACUCAGGGCCAUGGGCGGGGGAAUGGUAGACUUCAAAGAAUGCUUGGCUAGAAAUCUAGAAACGGGGCUUGAUUUGCCGCAGCUGGUGUACCACGUGGAAAACGAAAAUACUAGCGGAGUGGAUCGCUGGGCCAACAGGGGAGGACUGAUUGCAUACAGAUCACGCAAGCAGCUGGAGACAUUCCUGAGCCUCUUCAUCCAAAACCUUGCACCUGCAGAUACACACACAUAGAUGAACCUUUUCCUUGCUGUAAUUAUAAACCAAACUGUGAAACUGUCCUACAUCUCUAUUGUUUGAAGAUAGCUUUGUCCUAUUGAUGGUCAACAUUCUCCUUCCUCUUUUGAGGAGCAUUUUUCCAUUAUGUGUUCAUAAUAAUGUUUAUUUCAAUAAAUAAAUGACAUUCAUGCAACAAUAGAUGUGUGAAAUUCUUAUAGUGAAUAUUGUGCUAUCAGUGUUGCUUGAAACAUUUCAUUAACCUAUCGAAGAAA
Molecule: messenger RNA, 3018 nt
Organism: Phyllostomus discolor (pale spear-nosed bat)
Lineage: Eukaryota; Metazoa; Chordata; Mammalia; Chiroptera; Phyllostomidae
Gene: INPP1
Product: inositol polyphosphate-1-phosphatase
Exons: 5
Coding region: 1556-2761 (401 amino acids)
Biological process (GO): phosphatidylinositol phosphate biosynthetic process
Molecular function (GO): inositol-1,4-bisphosphate 1-phosphatase activity
Source: RefSeq, a predicted model, not a curated record